AAAGAAUUCACAGAAAAAGGUUAUCAAACUACUUUCUAUUUUCUCAAGUUGCUGAGUAUUGAGCCCAAGUCCAGGCCAGUGUUCUACCAUGAGCUACACUCCCGACUCCAUGGUAUUUACUAAUUUGAUUAACCUCCGCCAACUCCCAGAAGGCAGACCAUUAGGGUAAUCUAUUUCGUUUACACCACGGUUGGUGCUUAGCAGGGAGGUAUUAAAUACUUCAUAACUGAACGAAUUGAUUUCUGCAAGGACUGGCCGCCCGGAAGUCCAGGACGCAAAGGCCUGGGGCUCUUUGUAUUAUUGUUUCGCUGCAUCUCUCAUCCGCUUGCCGCUGUGCAGCGGCCAGACCUCAGUUUCCCCACCCGGGCCGCGCAGGCAGCAGGCCUGAGAAGUCUAGAGUUCUCGCGGGGACUGGAGCGCAGAGAGGGAAGCGAACGACGAGCCCGCCGGGCAGGCAACCGCCCGGCCCCGGCCUCCGGUAGCCGCCGCUCGGGGUCCGCGCACGCGCACGCGCACGCGCACGCGCCCUGCCCCUCCCCCGCCCUCCCCUCCCCGCGCGCAGCAGACCCGGCGCGCGCCGGCGCGGGAGGCGGGGGUUGGGGGCGGCGGACGCCGAGGGCGAGGGGCGGGCCCGGCCCGGCUCUGCCCGGCCGCCCGCGCGUGGCUCCCGGAGUCCCCGGGCCCGGCCCGGCGGCUGCUCUAGCUCGAGGAGCUCGGUGGCGCCCGUGAGCCGCGCCGCAGCCAUGGCUCUGGUGACCCUGCAGCGCUCGCCGACGCCCAGUGCCGCCUCCUCCUCGGCCAGCAACAGCGAGUUGGAGGCUGGCAGUGAUGAGGAUCGAAAGGUAAACCUCAGGUGAGCAGACUUCAUUUUGUUUUUAAAUCUUUCUUCCAAACAAGUAAGGGAUACUUUUAUUCCUUUCUCAAAGGGAAAACCCUCAGAAAGAAUACCUUUUUUUUUUUUUUUUUAGUGCUUUCAAAAUUAUACAUAAAGUGUGUGCAAGAAUAGUGCCUUAAAAGUUACAUGUUGAGGUAUGGCUGUCCACACUUAUAAUUCAAGGUACUUAGGAAGCAGGAGGGUCAUGAAUUUGAGGUUAGCCUGGGUAACACAGGGAGAUCUUGUAGAUCUUGUAGAUCAAAGUAGAAAGCAUUGAAUGUGUGGCACAGUUGUAGAGUGCUUGCCUAGCGUGGCCAAGGCCCUGGGUUCCAUUCCCAGCACCAAAGCAGAAAACAGAAAAGAAAAGGAAAAAAAUCUGUAAGACAUACUCCUCAAUUACUGUGUUUACUGGUGAACAGCAACAAUAUUUUUUGUUUUUCUUUAUCAAAAAUUAAGACUUUCCUUUUGUUUGAGUUUCUUGUUAGUUUCCAGAAGAUUGCGCAUUUCAUUAUGUAACAUAUUCCUUUGUGCCAAGGAGCCAAUCUUGAAAGUCUGACCUCAGAAUGGAAAAAAGUAAACAAACUUCAGGGAUAUUGUCAUUUAAAAACAAAUGUCUGUUUUAUCGCCUGAGGAGGAGGAACAUUAAUUGGAAGAGGAGUUAAGAAUUUGUAAACCGCAAGGACAUGAAAAUGAGCCUGUGGGCCAGGUGUGGUGGUGAAAGCCUGUAAUCCCAGGCAGGAGGAUCUGCUCCUAGUUCGUAGGCCAACCUGGCCUACAGAAGUAGUUCAAGGCCAGCCUGUACUGCAUAGCGAAACCCUGCCUCAAAAAGACCUAAAUAGAUAAAUAAAUAAUUUAAAUUUAAAGAGAGAAAAUGAAUAUAUGGCCCUGUCUCAUUCAUAAAAUUCUCCUUUUUCCAUCUGGUUUGGAGUCAGAGGGGACCUCACAAAAGAAAGAGAAGUAAUGUUACACAGCAGCUCUGUGUGUUGCAGUGUUUGUGCCUUAAAACAGCACUAGCGUCUUCCCCAUCUCCAGCUUAAGUGAGAGUUUUUUCAUGGUGAAAGGAGCAGCCCUCUUCUUACAGCAGGGAAACAGCCCUCAGGGCCAGCGGAGUCUUCAGCAUCCCCACAAACAUGCAGGCGACCUGCCCCAACAUCUGCAAGUAAUGAUCAACCUUCUGCGUUGUGAAGACAGAAUCAAGCUGGCCGUGCGCUUAGAGAGCGCCUGGGCGGAUCGCGUCCGCUACAUGGUGGUGGUGUACAGCAGCGGGCGCCAGGACACCGAAGAGAAUAUCUUGCUGGGAGUUGACUUCUCCAGUAAGGAAAGUAAGAGCUGCACCAUCGGGAUGGUUCUCCGACUAUGGAGUGACACGAAGAUCCACCUCGAUGGAGAUGGUGGGUUCAGUGUGAGCACAGCUGGAAGGAUGCACAUAUUUAAGCCCGUGUCUGUCCAGGCCAUGUGGUCUGCCCUGCAAGUGCUUCACAAGGCCUGCGAGGUGGCUCGAAGGCACAACUACUUCCCCGGUGGUGUGGCGCUCAUCUGGGCCUCCUAUUACGAAAGCUGCAUCGGCUCGGAGCAGAGCUGCAUCAAUGAGUGGAAUGCCAUGCCAGACCUGGAGUCCACGCGGCCCGACUCCCCUGCCCUGUUUGUUGACAAGCCAACCGAAGGAGAAAGGACUGAGCGUCUCAUCAAAGCCAAACUGCGAAGCAUCAUGAUGAGCCAGGAUCUCGAAAAUGUGACCUCCAAAGAAAUCCGUAAUGAACUAGAGAAACAGAUGAACUGUAACUUGAAGGAAUUCAAGGAAUUCAUAGACAACGAAAUGCUGCUUAUCUUGGGACAGAUGGACAAGCCCUCCCUUAUCUUCGAUCACCUUUAUCUUGACUUGGAGCAUGCCGCUCUGCCUUCCUCCUGGACCUCACCAGGGAGAAAGUACAACCUGGAAGCUGAGGGCGCCUGUGGGCUGCUGAAGGCAGGACCACUUUGCUUUAACCUGCCAGAAGGUUCUGAAUGGAAUGCAUCCAAUCUGGAGGAGCUGCAGGGCUCAGGGGUUGACUACAUUUUAAAUGUCACUAGAGAAAUAGAUAAUUUCUUUCCUGGCUUAUUUGCAUAUCACAACAUCAGAGUCUAUGAUGAAGAGACCACAGACCUUCUUGCCCACUGGAACGAAGCGUAUCAUUUUAUAAACAAAGCAAAGAGAAACCAUUCCAAGUGCCUGGUCCAUUGCAAGAUGGGUGUCAGCCGAUCAGCGUCCACGGUCAUAGCUUAUGCGAUGAAGGAAUUUGGCUGGCCCCUGGAAAAAGCGUAUAACUAUGUGAAGCAGAAGCGUAGCAUCACGCGACCCAAUGCGGGCUUUAUGAGGCAGCUGUCUGAGUAUGAAGGCAUCUUGGAUGCAAGCAAACAGCGGCACAAUAAACUCUGGCGCCAGCAGACCAAGAGCAGCCUCCAGCCACCUAUGGACGACCCUGCAGAGCCCAGCAACUUCUUACCAGAGACCCUGGACAGCACCCUAGCAGACAGCCGGCUGCCCUGCUUGGAUGAUGCCGCCCAGCCUGGCCUCCCAGGAAGCCCCACUCCAGGGGGGCCCGCACUCCCCUGCUGCCUCCGGAGACUGUCAGACCCCCUCCACUCUUCCUCCGACUAUGACACUGGCAGCCCAGUCCACCUGGAGGACCUCGAGAGGGAUGCUCUGUUGGAGGAUGUGACGCAGCCAGUGGAGGUGCUCAGGCCAGCCCGGCGAGCCCAGGAAGGUGCCGGACUCUGUGAGAAGGGUGUGAAGAAGAAACUGGAGUUGGGGGGCCCCAGAGCCCACAGUGGCUCCUCCCCACAGGCGGAGGAUAUGGAAAGGGAGGAGGGCCCGAGACCGGGCAGGUCGGCAUGGCCCCCCGCCCAGCCUGACAGAAGCCCACUCAACCGGGAGAACCUCAAUAACAACAACAGCAAGCGGAGCUGCCCAGAUGACUUUGAGCAUGAUGCCAUGUUUGGGAUCCUCACCAAAGUCAAGCCUUCCUACAAAUCCUGUGCCGAUUGCAUGUACCCUGCAGCCAGCAAGGCACCUGAGGCCUUUAGGGAGCAAACUGAGGACCCUGGUGCUCCUGCCAUCUGUUCCCAGCCUGCCUUCCUGCCCCACAUCACAUCUUCCUCUAUGGCCCAUGUGUCUAGCAGGUCCCGGCCUCUGGAGAAGGCAGCCUCUGACGCUGCCAACACUCUUCCAUUGCUACCACCAGCAGCUUCACGGAGACCAGAGAGUAGUGGCUGUGUGGGUGGGGCUGUCCUAGAGCUACCCCCUAGCAUCCCAGAGCCUUCUAGAGAGACCCCAAAAGUUCUGCCCAAAUCCUUCCUGUUGAAAAAUUCUCACUGUGACAAGAGCUAUGCCAGCAUGGAAGUGAAGGAAGAUUCAUUACCCAAGAAGCCAGCUAAGGACCUGAGGCUUCUGUUCAGUAACGAGUCCGAGAAACCAACGACCAACAGCUACCUGAUGCAGCACCAGGAGUCCAUCAUUCAGCUGCAGAAGGCAGGCCUGGUCCGCAAGCACACCAAAGAGCUGGAGAAGCUGAAGCGCCCGCCUGCAGACACAGCGUCUGUCUCCAGGGAAGGUGUCGCCAGCAGGCUGGAGGACAGCAUCCCCGAGGAGAGCCAGGAGCUGGCCGCGCUCCAGGAACCACAGCCCCCAACCCUGCCUGGCCAGGCAGGGGGUGACGAGAAAUCAGAGACUGUACCCCUGCCGUUGGAAGGAGCCUUGCUGAAGAGCCCCCCGCCCUUCCUCUCCCGCCUGGACCACACCAGUAGCUUCUCCAGAGACUUCCUAAAGACUAUCUGCUACACCCCCACGUCCUCCUCCAUGAGCUCCAACCUGACCCGGAGCUCCAGCAGCGACAGCAUCCACAGCGUCCGGGGAAAGCCAGGGCUGGUGAAGCAGCGGACCCAGGAGAUUGAGACCCGGCUCCGGUUGGCAGGCCUCACUGUGUCGUCCCCCCUCAAGCGCUCCCACUCUCUGGCCAAGCUGGGAAGCCUCACCUUCUCCACAGAAGACCUAUCCAGUGAGGCCGACACAUCCACUACCGCCGACUCCCAGGACGCCAAGUGCAGCAAAUCCUCCUUCUUGCACGAACCCCAGGCCACCCUAAGGAACCCAGCUGAAACCUCCAAAUCAUCAGGGAAAUCUGUCCCAGAAAACUUGAAAAGCCCCCUGGGGCUGAGCAAGAGCUGACACCCCCCACUUUGCUCCACUGGACUUGCAUUUUCAUAUGGCCCCUCCCUUAGUUUCAUUGUGGGUUCUGAUCCAUACCUUAACAACUUGAUUUGUCUUAAACCAAAGUCAUCCAGGCUUCCCUCCCUCUUGCCAUAGGAGGAGGAGAAACAAAAACAAUUUACAGCACAAGAAGAAAAGGAGAGGUACCUGGGAGACCCAGGAACGAUCAGCCAGCAGACACACUCUACUGUUAAUGAGAAGCAUGUAUUAAAGAACACAUGCAGAUAGGCACACACAUCCACAAUGUUCCACUUGCAGCAAGCAGAAGAGUCGUGGUGGUGCCAUCAUCGCCACGGCCAACGUUUCCCUCUGGCCCUCUUGGAAGAACUCUGGGAUGGCAACAUGAGUCCUACCUCUGCUCUGGCUAUGCUCUUUCAUUCUUAAAAUACAGUAAUGACCAAGGCUCAUUCCAAGGAAUAAUGCUGUAUCUGAAAGAGUUUUUCCAAACAGGUUUUCUUGUUUUGUCAGAACCUCAAAUGUGUUGAGACGUUCCGCUGGACUGCACCAGGCAGGUCACUGCUAGGUAAAGUCAGCAGAGAGGUGCAGCCAGCCCGGCUGUUGAACUUGUGCUGUGCUGAGAGGCAGUCGCCUUUUCGGUUAGUCUUCUAUCAUAGUUCUCUUGUGGUGGCUGGGUGAUGACCAUGAGGCCAGCACCCGGGUCAGAUGGGGGAAUUGGGUGUGAUGUUCUCGGCCGUUGCUGGUGGGGAAGCGUACAGCAGGCCUGGUGGGGCACGCCAGAGCAUCGUAGAGCCGAAUCUGCUGUGAACCAGAUGAGUUGUGUCUUAAGUUCGGGGAACGCUGGUGCGGUAGCUCUGGGAUUGAACUGUCCUGCCAGAAGCCCUGAUCUUCAGGCUUAGUAGGUCCGUCUACUGUUUGGAAAGCAAAAGGGAUGUCAGGGCAAGAUUCUCAUGGGCCCUACUCCAGGAGCCACCUGGGCAGCUUCUCUGAGCACAGUGAGACUGAUGAAAGCGUCACAAGUGUUUACAGGUGUCCCUCCCUGCGCAGAAAGUGCUGCCUCCUCUUUCUGCAGCUCCACCUAGCAGCAGUAACGGAGUAGAGGAUGCUGUUGCCCAAGCCUCAGCUUUAGGUAGCACCUUCAAGAACCAGGUAAGCGCAGGGUGGCUUGCAGGUGGGGCUUAAAUCCCGGGCUCACCUGAUGUCUGCUAGGAGGGUAGACUACUAAAAUAUUUUGAAGGAAGAGAAGCAGCUCUGGAGAAAGGGAGAAGCACUUGAUUCAGGGCUCUGCAAACUGUGAAACACAGCCCCUGUGGUCUAAGAAUGGUUUUUACAUCUUUAAAGGGUUAUAAAAAAUAAAAUAAUAUGCAAGAGAGUCCGUACAGCACCUUAGAUAUUUACAGACAGUCCUUUAUAGGCCUUUGCCGCCUGUGGACCUGCAGAAAGAAGGCAAAUUCAAAAGCCUGCUGUGUCUCAUGGACACCUCAGGGCAGACCUUGCCCUCCUCCCAACUCCGGGCCUUGCCAGCUCCCCCUACCCCACGCCGUACCUCUCUUGUGCAUGUAUGUGGGGAACACAGAAGCACCUUGCCCUCUGCUGAAUCAGUCCAGUAAGCUCAGUGAAACCAGAAAGCAUUCAAGCGCCAGCCACAUUUGGAAAGCAGAUGCAUGAGUUGCCAUCUUCCAUGGGCAAGAACUGGGCCCCCACAGCUGCUGCUCUAGAGAGCACCCAGGCAGGGUCUCCAGCAAGAAGACUGUUUCCUGUUUGAACUAGUGUAGAGGGUUUUGGCAAACACCGUCUCUAAGAGCUUUUGCUCCUGGCAUGAUUUUUUAAAAAUAUAUGCCACUAUUUCAUAGGAAUUUGUUUUCCCACUAGUGUCAAUUGAAAUCACCUUACAAGGGGAUUAUCCACUUAUUCCUGAAGCCCUAUGGGGUUCCCCCUUCUUCCUCAGCCAACAAAAGCAUAUUUUCAAAAAACUAUCAAGUUCAGUUAUGUUUUGCCAAAUUAAAUUUCAUGCAGAUCAAUUUUUGGUCAAAAUAAUCCUUUAAAUUCGAUGAUGAUAGACUUCUGUUGAUCUUUUAAACAUCUGUGUAGCAGAGUGUUACAGUUUUGAAAACUUUAAUUUUGAAAGCUAUAAUUUUUCUUGUCCAGUAAGGAGUAGGGGCGAGGAAGAUUGUAAAUAUAAGUGGGUCCUUGGCAAACUUACUGGUUCUUUUUUAGAAGCAUAGCUGGUAUAUCAUCUAACAUCCAGGCAGACCAGGGCCCUGGUCCCCAUCAGCAGAGCUGGUGAAACAUUCUGGGUUUUUUGAUGGUUCUGAAGAUUGUUCUGAGAGACUUGGACCCAUUGCCUGUGAACAUGACGGUUUUAAAGCAUUAGGUUACCCAGGCGAAAGCAUUCUGAUAACCUAGGGGCGCUUUGGCACAAAGUCAUGCUGGUAAUCAGAAGGGAAAAAAGUUUGUUUCUUAAGACAUGUCAUAGCUUGGCUGGUGCUUUUUGUAUGUAACUUUAGGUGACAAGGAAAAUUUCAAAUGUAAGUGGCGCAGAGAAUUCAUAGAUAGUGCUGUACAAGUCAUUAAUUUGGUGACUGUCGCCCUCACUGAUGCCUUUGUUUAUGUAAGGGGAAAGGAAUAUUUGCUAAUCUGCCCAACACUGUACUGGGCUGCUUUUCAUCCCCCUGCCUACCGUGACUGAUCCAGCAUCCAGAAGUGAGCCUGAACUUUGCCACAGUCUUGUCUCGCAUUGAUACAGAGGUGAUCUUGUUAAGCAGAAGGGGGAAACUGAUCACAGAAGAAAGACCAGGCUGCCCUCUCACCAUAAUCUUGAAAGUGCCAAUUUCCAUUUCUUUCUCUUGAGUUGUCUCAGAGAUCUCCAGAAAUGUCCCUUGUUGCACCUAACUUUCCAUGAGCACAGUUUCUUCCUCUGUGCAUUCCCUGCCUUGCUCCCUGUGCAUGGUCCCCCGCCUGGGGAGCAGGUGUCUGCGGGGUAGCAGGCCUUCUCCACUGCACCCUGUUGCUCACUCGUGUGUUACCCACCAGGUACACAGAGGCUGCAGUGUCCAGACUCCGUUCUUUUCCACCUACCCUACCCCACUCUCUCCAGCUCAAAAGCAUUCCAGUCAUGUCUGAAGCCCUCCCACCAUAUCCUAGCCCAGAGGAUACCGCAGAGUGGGGCUGAGCACGAACAGAACAGACCUUCAGGGCACUCCCAUGCAGUACUUCUGCAUCCUGUCUCAGGGCCAAAGGCUCUGGACUUCCCAGGGCUAUUUUUGUUCCCCUGCAGAAACAAAUGCUGCAGCAUUUAGUGAAGGUAUUAGGUAACUUAGCCCAAAGUACUGAAGGGAAAGGAAUUGCUGUUAGCUGGGAACUCUUGGUGCCGAGUUCAUUUACUCAGCCCAACUAGUUAGCUGGCCACCCAGCAACCAACCACAUACACACCCGAGGGCAACCGUUUCACCUUUGGCAAGAAAGCUGUGUAGAUCAGAAACUUGGUGUCAUCUGGACAGCACAAACCCGGUUCACUUGUCCUGGUUCCACCCUCCAAGUUCCUGCUAACGUUAAAGGCAAAAGGAAGGUCCCUGAUUUACUCCUGUGCGUAGCCACUUGCUUUGUUACUGUCUGCUCUGCAGUUGACUGAGUCUGCUCUGCAUGCAUAUAUUAUAUAUGCAUAUAUAUGUUUUAGUAUAUGCAUUAUAUAUAUAUUGAGUAUAACUUGAAUCAAAUUAUCAUGUGACCAUUUCUCUCAUCCACAUACCUGCUGUGUCCCCCAAGCUACAAAGGGAUCCCCUAGACCCAUCUGGAAGGGCGCUGCCCAGUGCAGGCCCCAAGUCCAUCUGAAGACAUGGGUGUCUCGCUCCUAUCUGGCAGUUGGGCUGCCACUCGGCCUUCAGCCCUGCUGUGAACUAACCAGACCGCCCAGCCUUUGCUUCCCUGACCCAGGCGUUUGCUGUAUGAGAAGAGAGCUGCUCCCCCUUCUUUCCUACACUGUAAUUAUUGUUUUACAAUUGAGUGCCUUAAUAAUGGUUUACAAAUACUGUGUAUUUAUGCAAACUGUAAAACUCAUCUUCAGUGAUUGGGGACUUCGUGUUGUCCACAGAAGGUGGUCGUAGGGCUUGAGUUCGUCCUUCUCCAGACUUGGGUUGGUUUUGCUAUGCAGUUUGGCCUUGUAUGUCCACAGCUACUCCAAGGAGCCUCUGGACACAGCACUGGUUGUUCCUGCAGGCCAGGCCGCCAUCGCCUGACACUGCAUCCUUUGGUGGCCAGUGGAAAAACGCAGUUUCAUUUGCCACCCAGCUGGGAAGUGGUGCAGGCCCAGCGGCCCUGUGAACUCCAGCCCCUCCCCUCACCCAUCGCCCAUCACUCCAUUUGUGCUCUUGUUUAAUAGAGGUCAGGUACCACCCACGCUACCCUAUUUUUCCUCUCUGUUAGUGUCCUGAGCUGUUUUGCAACAAAAUAUAGGUACAGAUCACUUCUCCUGCCCCAUCUAGGCGCUCCAUCAGACAAGUUGCUCUUUGGUUUUUCAGAAGCUACAGGUGGGUUCCCAUGUGUUGCGUUACAGUGUCAAUGAUUUUUUUAAAUUGUUGUCUUCUUGUUUUUUAUAUUAUAUAUUUAAAAGGCAGUAUCUUUUGUACUGUGAAUUUGCAGUAGAAGAUGCAUAAUGCACUUUUUUUUUUUACUUCUGUUGGUCUGUAUUGUAUAUAAUCUGUGCUUCUUGUGAUGAAAAUAAACUUUUUCUUUAUAAA
Messenger RNA from Cavia porcellus (domestic guinea pig), 9814 nucleotides. It is a transcript of the gene Ssh1, whose product is annotated as slingshot protein phosphatase 1. The transcript has 18 exons. Gene Ontology annotation, molecular function: actin binding; protein tyrosine/serine/threonine phosphatase activity. Gene Ontology annotation, biological process: negative regulation of actin filament polymerization; protein dephosphorylation; actin cytoskeleton organization. Lineage: Eukaryota; Metazoa; Chordata; Mammalia; Rodentia; Caviidae. The record is from RefSeq and is a predicted model, not a curated record. The coding region runs from base 1926 to 5078 and encodes 1050 amino acids. Gene Ontology annotation, cellular component: cytoplasm.